This is a messenger RNA of Frieseomelitta varia, 1377 nucleotides long. RefSeq lists its product as uncharacterized. Bases 16 to 1176 code for a protein of 386 amino acids. Gene Ontology annotation, molecular function: odorant binding; olfactory receptor activity. Gene Ontology annotation, cellular component: plasma membrane. Gene Ontology annotation, biological process: detection of chemical stimulus involved in sensory perception of smell; sensory perception of smell. The transcript is spliced from 7 exons. Lineage: Eukaryota; Metazoa; Arthropoda; Insecta; Hymenoptera; Apidae. The record is from RefSeq and is a predicted model, not a curated record.
UUUAGUUACAAAGCGAUGCAAAUUUGUACGGUUAUUAACAUAUCCUUGUUACUUUUGCCCACAUUGUACGCGAUGUAUUUGCGAUCGGACGACAUGGAAGUUGUCUCUCACUGUGUUACUCAGGCGUUGUGCGAGAUUCAAUGUAUCGUUCAAACUAUUAUAUGUUUCAGCAAGCACGACACUCUACAACGUAUACUCGAAGAGCUGUGGAGUUGCAUCGGGAAGGCCCAAGAACACGAGAAGGAAAUUUAUCACGUGUAUCUUGCGAGAUGCAAUGUGUUUUACAGCAGUUACAUCGCUGCCACGUAUGCAACAGUAGCUGUCGGUUUGAUCGGACCCUUGUUUCUUCCAAUUGUUCAAAUGAUAUUCGCUGAAUAUCCGUUUAACGUCAAUCGUACGUUAGUAAUUGCUGUCGUGCGUGCACAUCAAAUUAUCACCGGCCACCAAAUUUGCGCACACAUAUGCAUGUGCCUGUUCGGAGGGCUUCUAAUUUGGUUCGCCGCCGCGAGAUACGAAUGUCUGAUGGUGGAACUGCAGAGAACCACGGAUAUUCACAUGCUGAUCGUGUGCAUCGAGAAACAAUUACGUUUAAAGAGAUACGCGGAAGAUGUGGUCGAGUGUUUCCGUUUCAUGGUCCUGUUUGUCAUAGCUGCGUGCACGUUUGUCAUAACCGUAUGUGCCAUAACAAUAGUCACGAAUACACCAUUGGUGGCAAAAAUACUGUUCACAGGAAUCACUGUGUCCCUGCUCAUGUACAUUUACAUGUACGCGUGGCCGGCUGAUCACAUGAAAGAGAUGAGCUUGAAAUUUUCGCAAAGUGUGUACGAUUUACCGUGGUACGAACAUACAGCGAGGAUGCAGAAGAAUCUGCUGAAUGUCUUGGCAUACCAGAAGCCAGUGGUUCUCUCCAUCAACUGUCUAGUACCGGAGCUUUCUUUGCGCUACUAUUGCUCGAGCGAAAAGGUUUCGCGAAGUGGAUACAACGGGAAAUGGUACGAAACGACGUUAGAAAUGCAAAAGUGUCUGCUAAACGUGUUGGUAUAUCAAGAACCGGUCAUUUUCUCCAUCAAUUGCGUAGUGCCAGAGUUUUCUUUGCCUUACUAUUGUUCGUACCUCUCCAAUGCUUUCUCCAUUUUCACGACUUUGCGUAUCGCGUUAGAGGGUAACUCGGUAUGAACAUGUGAUUCCAACUGUCUUUCUGGACCCGUGAAACGAAUUCCUUGCGGCAAUCACGAUGAGAAAUAUUUAUUGCGACAGCCUUGAUAGUAACGAAUACAGUCCCUAUAACACUAGAAAAGUAUAAGCCUUGUUGUAUUAAUAAAAAUAAAUAUAUAUGAAACGUUUAAUAGCUAUAAAUUUCUUGCCAGGUUCAAUCAC